Messenger RNA from Suncus etruscus (white-toothed pygmy shrew), 3186 nucleotides. It is a transcript of the gene SEMA4C, whose product is annotated as semaphorin 4C. The record is from RefSeq and is a predicted model, not a curated record. The transcript has 15 exons. Gene Ontology annotation, molecular function: chemorepellent activity; semaphorin receptor binding. Gene Ontology annotation, biological process: semaphorin-plexin signaling pathway; positive regulation of cell migration; negative regulation of axon extension involved in axon guidance. The coding region runs from base 117 to 2618 and encodes 833 amino acids. NCBI's taxonomy places the organism in Eukaryota, Metazoa, Chordata, Mammalia, Eulipotyphla, Soricidae.
GGGCGGGCGGGGUCGGGGCGCGCUCGGGAGCCGAAGCGGGGUGCCGGGGACUGCGCCCCGCGAUCGCGAUCGCCAGCAGGGCAGCUGGCCUGGCACACGGAGACUGGGCAAGUGCCAUGGCCCCACACUGGGCUGUCUGGCUGCUGGCAGCAGGGCUGUGGGGCCUGGGCUAUGGGGCCGAUGUGUGGUGGAACCUGGUGCCCAGGAAGACGGUGUCCUCUGGGGAACUGGCCUCGGUCGUGCGGCGCUUCUCCCAACCAGGCGUCCAGGACUUUCUGACUCUGACACUGACUGAACAGUCGGGGCGCCUGUAUGUGGGUGCACGUGAGGCCCUGUUCGCCUUCAGCGUGGAGACACUGGAGCUGCAAGGAGUGAUCGCCUGGGAAGCACCAGCUGAGAAAAAGACUGAAUGCAUCCAUAAAGGGAAGAAUAACCAGACAGAAUGCUUCAACUAUAUUCGCUUCCUGCAGCCCUUCAACACAUCCCACCUGUAUGUGUGUGGGACUUAUGCCUUCCAGCCCAAGUGCACCUAUAUUGACAUGCCCACCUUCACCUUGGAGCCAGGAGAGCUAGAGGAUGGGAAAGGGAGGUGUCCCUAUGACCCCGCUAUGGGUCACACUGGCCUGCUUGUAGAUGGUGAGCUGUACUCGGCCACACUCAACAACUUCCUGGGCACAGAACCUGUCAUCCUUCGGAACAUGGGGCCCCACUACUCCAUGAAGACAGAGUAUCUAGCUUUUUGGCUCAAUGAACCUCACUUUGUGGGCUCGGCCUUCAUUCCGGAGAGUGUGGGGAGCUUCACUGGGGACGACGACAAGGUCUACUUCUUCUUCAGCGAGCGAGCGAUAGAGUAUGACUGCUACGCUGAGCAGGUGGUGGCCCGCGUGGCCCGAAUCUGCAAGGGAGACAUGGGGGGCGCACGAACCCUGCAACGGAAGUGGACCACUUUCCUGAAGGCGCGGCUGAUGUGUGCAGCUCCACGCUGGCAGCUCUACCUGAACCAGCUGCGGGCAAUCUACACGCUGCAGGCCGCCUCGUGGCACAACACCACCUUCUUUGGGGUUUUUCAGGCACGAUGGGGUGAUGUGGAUGUAUCAGCAGUCUGCGAGUUCCAGUUGGAAGAGAUCCAUCGGGUGUUUGAGGGUCCCUACAAGGAAUACCGAGAAGAAGCCCAGACGUGGGGCAGCUACACUGACCCAGUUCCCACCCCGCGGCCAGGCUCGUGCAUCGACAACUGGCACCGCCAUCACGGCUACACCAGUUCCUUGGAGCUGCCCGACAAUACCCUCAACUUCAUCAAGAAGCACCCACUGAUGGAGGACCAGGUACUGCCUCGCUGGGGCCGGCCCCUACUGACGAAGAAGAAUACCAACUUCACCCAGCUGGUGGCUGAUAGGGUCACUGGGCUGGAUGGCAACCACUACACGGUGCUCUUCAUUGGAACAGAUGAUGGCUCACUGCUCAAGGCCGUGAGCCUGGGACCCUGGGUCCACCUGAUCGAAGAGCUGCAGGUGUUCGACCAGGAGCCUGUGCAAAGUCUGGUCCUAUCUGAGAGAAAGAAGCUGCUUUUUGCCGGCUCCCACUCUCAGCUGGUGCAAGUGCCCCUGGCCCACUGCAGCAAGUACCGCUUCUGCGCUGACUGCAUCCUUGCCCGUGACCCCUACUGUGCCUGGAACGUCAACACCAGCCGCUGUGUGUCUGCGGGUGGGCCCUCAGGCAGAGCGCUGCUAAUCCAGAACGUGACGGUCUCGGACACCUCAGGUAUCUGUAACCUCCGUGGCACCAAGAAAGUCAGGCUCACAUCCAAAAACAUCACGGUGGUAGUGGGCACAGACCUUGUGCUGCCUUGCCACCUCUCUUCCAACCUGGCCCGUGCCCACUGGACCUUCGGAAACCGGGACCUGCCCGAACAGCCUGGCAUCUUUCUGUAUGACACCCGUCUACAGGCCCUGGUUGUAAUGGCUGCCCAGCCCCACCAUGCCGGUACCUACCGCUGCUUUUCCGAGGAGCAGGGCACACGGCUGGCUGCUGAAGGCUACUUGGUGACUGUGGUGGCUGACCCAUCAGUGACCCUGGAGGCCCGGGCCCCCCUGGAGAACCUGGGGCUGGUGUGGCUGGCAGUAGUGGCUCUGGGUGCUGUGUGCCUGGUGCUACUACUGCUGGUGUUGUCGCUGCGCCGCCGGCUGCGGGAAGAGCUGGAAAAAGGUGCCAAGACUGCAGAGAGGACCCUGGUCUACCCUCUGGAACUGCCCAAGGAGCCCAGCACCUCCCCAUUCCGGCCCGGCCCUGAGACGGAUGAGAAACUCUGGGACCCCGUUGGCUACUACUACUCAGAUGGCUCCCUCAAGAUUGUGCCUGGACAUGCCCGCUGCCAGCCGGGCGGCGGGCCCCCCUCGUCACCCCCUGGUAUCCCUGGCCAGCCCUUGCCUUCUCCUACUCGGCUUCACCUGGGGGGUGGGCGGAACUCAAAUGCCAAUGGCUACGUGCGCCUACAACUAGGAGGGGAGGACCGGGGAGGUCUCGGGCACCCCCUGCCUGAGCUCGCCGACGAACUAAGGCGCAAACUGCAGCAGCGCCAGCCACUGCCAGACUCCAACCCCGAGGAGUCCUCGGUAUGAGGGCCCCUUGUGGGAGGCGUGGCCCUGACAUUUUUGCACAGGCAACAGCUACCUCAGGGACAUGGCCCCAGGCAUCUACUCAGCCCGGGACAGACGGGCCACGAUGCCCAGCGAUGAGGACUGCUCUGUUCAGCACAGGCACUGCCAGCCAGCACAGGGCUCCAGCUCACAGAAGCGUCUGCCUCCUCCAGGAGGUGCUGUGAAUCACGGGCACUUGGAUCCCCUACAGCCAAAACACUCCAAGGCAAAAGUUGGACAUUGAAGUGUGUGUGUGUGUGUGUGUGCGUGCAUGGAUGACAGUUGGACACGGGUUGUGUGUGCGCACGGUUGUGUGUGUAUGUGUGUGUGUGUGCGUGCAUGGACAAGAGACACGUCUUCCUGUUCUGUCGAGUCUUCCUGUGGCCAGGGUCCACCUGGUGAUUCAUUGGAGCUAUGAAGGGUAAGGGUCAUAUCACUUGGCCUUUGCUGCCCCCUCUGUCCCCGGUGGUCAGUGAUGUAUAUAUGGGGGGCCGGGCAGUGUGUGGGCCCCUUUGGGGGGGUACAGGGCUCAGGGGGCACUAGCCCCUGC